Messenger RNA from Chanos chanos (milkfish), 972 nucleotides. RefSeq names its product torsin-1A-like. Gene Ontology annotation, molecular function: kinesin binding; ATP hydrolysis activity; ATP binding. NCBI's taxonomy places the organism in Eukaryota, Metazoa, Chordata, Actinopteri, Gonorynchiformes, Chanidae. Bases 1 to 972 code for a protein of 323 amino acids. Gene Ontology annotation, biological process: nuclear membrane organization; protein localization to nucleus. Gene Ontology annotation, cellular component: endoplasmic reticulum lumen; nuclear envelope; endoplasmic reticulum. The record is from RefSeq and is a predicted model, not a curated record. The transcript is spliced from 5 exons.
AUGAAAGCGGGGAUAUAUUUUGUGUGUCUGUGUGUUUUAUCCAACAUAAUUGUUGUGUCUGCCAUACUGGACGUUAUUGUCGGUGCUGUCGCGUAUAUUACAGACCGUCUUUUCCAAAAGGAUGAUUUACUGGAACCUUUUGAUUAUGAACGUUUGAAGACGGAUCUAAAGGAUUCACUGUACGGUCAGCACAUUGCCUCUGAAGUUGUUUUGAAGGCUGUAUCUGGAUUCAUGACAGACAAACAUCCAUCGAAACCACUGGUCCUAUCCUUUCACGGUAGCACGGGAGUGGGGAAAAACCACGUUUCCAACAUAAUUGCCAGAAAUAUUUUUACAAAAGGAGAAAACAGCGAGCACGUACAUGUGUUCAUUUCUGAGCAUCACUUCCCCCUCAAGGAGCAAGUCGAAACUUACAAAUUUCAGCUAAAGCAGUGGAUCCGUGGAAAUGUGUCCAGUUUUCCUCGUUCCAUGUUUAUAUUUGACGUAAUGGACAAGAUGAACCCCGGGCUCAUUGACGCGAUUAAGCCCUUUCUAGACCAUUAUUCUCACGUUGAUGGAGUUUCUUACCGCGAGGCUAUUUUCAUUUUUCUCAGCAAUGCCGGCGAGAGCGUCAUUGAAAAGGUCGUUCUUGACUCUUGGAGGGAUGGUGAAAAGAGGGAACAGCUACAAAUGAACAGUCGUGACAUGGAAACGAAGAUCUUCAAGGACGUCUUUAAUGCUAACAGCAGUGGAUUUUGGCACUCCACAUUGAUUGACGCUCAUCUGAUUGACCAUUUUAUCCCUUUCCUACCUCUUGAGUACCGACACGUCCGUCAGUGUGUUUUAGCUGAGAUGGCUGCGCUUAACAUCACAGCCAACGACGGUUUCGUGGACAGAGUGGCCCAGAAUCUGCCUUACUUUCCCCCAGAGGAGAAAAUCUUGUCUGUCAAGGGCUGCAAGACAGUCAAACAAAAACUGCUUGUACACAUUUAA